AUCUCACACCUCAGGUUGACGUUGAGCCGCACCGUAACCACUCGUGAUCGUGAUGUCAGUCAGGACAAACAGGAAGUGAGAAUAAUAAACUCGCAGGUAGUCUAAGACGAGUGAGAGCGUUUAAAGGUUGAGUUUGUGCCGAAGAGCUAGUUCCAGAAAUCAACAUGGAUUUCUUGUUUGGACGUCGGAAAACACCGGAAGAGUUGCUGAGACAAAAUCAGCGUGCUCUUACCAGGGCUAUGAGAGAGCUAGAUCGAGAGAGACAGAAACUGGAGCAACAGGAAAAAAAAAUAAUUGGAGAUAUUAAGAAGAUGGCAAAGCAAGGUCAAAUGGAUGCUGUGAAAAUCAUGGCUAAGGAUUUGGUGCGCACUCGGCGAUAUGUGAAAAAGUUUAUUAUGAUGAGGGCGAACAUCCAGGCUGUUUCCCUUAAAAUCCAAACACUGAAGUCUAAUAAUUCCAUGGCACAAGCCAUGAAAGGAGUUACUAAAGCUAUGGCUACCAUGAACAGACAGCUGAAGUUGCCUCAGAUCCAGAAAAUAAUGAUGGAGUUUGAGAAACAGUCUGAGAUUAUGGACAUGAAAGAGGAAAUGAUGAAUGAUGCCAUUGAUGACGCCAUGGGGGAUGAAGAUGAUGAAGAAGAGAGUGAUGCUGUAGUUUCCCAAGUAUUGGAUGAACUGGGUCUCAACCUGACUGAUGAGCUUUCUAGUCUCCCCUCAACCGGAGGCUCUCUCAGUGUUGCUGGAGGAAAGAAGGCAGAACCUUCAGCUGCCUUGGCAGAUGCGGAUGCAGAUUUAGAGGAGCGGCUGAACAACUUGAGAAGGGACUAACUUUAAAAAAAUCCCUGUGCCUCAGGCACUCUGGUUUCAUCUAUCUUUUCUGUGUUCUGAGUGGGCUGAAUAUUAAACCGAAGGACCCAGUGAUCUUUCCUUUCUGAGAUUCUUCAGGUUCUGGCAUUGAGACUGCUGACCAUUGUCAGUCUUCAGCCAUUUCUGCACCAGGUGUGGCUGUUGCCCCUUAUGAUGCCAGUAUAAUAUUGCUUUCUGGUGCCACUCCUGUCUGAAAUGUACUCAUUUUACACAGCUUUUUAUCAACUGAAGUGGAAGACUGUUGGGAUUUUAUUUUCUUACAGGUUGAUUCAUACUUGCACAUGGCGCAGUGUAAAAGUUUCCUUAUUGUCAAAGAAUUCUGUUUUGAAACACCAAAAUGAGUUGUUUUUCUCACAGUAAGGAUUUAAACAAGCAGAUCAUUUAAAUUUUGGUUGGGGUGUGAGUUUGUUAGAAUUUUAGUAAAUGAAAACUUCAACAUUGGACUUUUCUUUUGAGUUAAGCAGAUAAAAUCUGAUACAAAGCAUGUUGUGCGCUCUGUAGGGGAGAAUGUACAAAUACAUAUGUUUUAAAAAUAACUUUUUACUGUAAUUAAACAUAACACUGAGUUAA
Messenger RNA from Bombina bombina (fire-bellied toad), 1436 nucleotides. Its product is annotated as charged multivesicular body protein 2a. Gene Ontology annotation, biological process: endosome transport via multivesicular body sorting pathway; protein transport; late endosome to vacuole transport. The record is from RefSeq and is a predicted model, not a curated record. Bases 165 to 827 code for a protein of 220 amino acids. Lineage: Eukaryota; Metazoa; Chordata; Amphibia; Anura; Bombinatoridae. The transcript is spliced from 6 exons. Gene Ontology annotation, cellular component: ESCRT III complex; multivesicular body.